Messenger RNA from Rhopalosiphum padi (bird cherry-oat aphid), 816 nucleotides. Its product is annotated as amiloride-sensitive sodium channel subunit alpha-like. Lineage: Eukaryota; Metazoa; Arthropoda; Insecta; Hemiptera; Aphididae. Gene Ontology annotation, molecular function: ligand-gated sodium channel activity. The transcript has 4 exons. Gene Ontology annotation, biological process: sodium ion transmembrane transport. The record is from RefSeq and is a predicted model, not a curated record. Gene Ontology annotation, cellular component: membrane. The coding region runs from base 190 to 801 and encodes 203 amino acids.
ACGAGUGAAAUACACACACACACACACACACACACGCACGCACGUAUACACAUGAAUAUUACAAUAUAAAAUAUUAAACACGCUAAUCCGCUUCGCCGGAGUCUAGUCAAAUGGCAAUAACGUAUUGUUCACUAUUUCAUAUAAGUACAUAUUUUAUGUUACGCAAGAGACACGUUGCGUUGAAACCAAAUGCACUCAAGAAAAAAGGAAAACGAGCAGCUGGAAAACUUGCUCAGCCAAUAUUUUAAAACGAGAUCAUUUUCCACGUAUGGAGCUGUCAAAGAUGAUAAAUUAUCUACAUACCGACAAAAUAGUUUUGUACACCAGAAAUAUAACAAGCCUAAAUCGCCCAUAUUUGAAUUCAAGACGUUUUGCUCUAUGACCAGCUUGCAUGGUUUCUUUCAUUUUGUGGAAAACAAUUUUAACAAGAUUGGAAAAUUCUUUUGGGCCAUUAUAUUAGUGGCCAUAUAUAUAUUAUGUGGUGUGUCGAUUUAUUUUUUAAUACGCAUAUUUUUGGAGAUGCCAGCAAUAAUAUCGUUGGACAACUCGGUUUCUUCGAUCUGGACGAUUCCGUUUCCGGCAAUUACGAUAUGCAGUGCGAACCAAGUCCGCCCUUCCGUUUAUAACUAUUCGGAUAUUAACAUUACCGAGUACAAAGACCAAUUAAUUCAGAAUACAAUGUACGGUGUUUGCAAAAAUAAUCCAAUAAAGGAAAAAUGGAAAUCGUCUGAAGACUAUAUAGACGGUUCCUUUGUUUCGCAAGUUUUAAAGGAAAGUACUAUUAUUGUUAUUAUUAUCUAACUCGUGUUGAGCGUU